AUGUCAGGAGCUUCGCGACGAGUCCGUCGUUUAGAAAAAGAUGCUAUUUUACGUGUAAAAAACACUGAAUAUACACGCGAACAAUCGGAUAGUUAUAUAGCAAGUUUAAAUUUGAACUAUGAUGAAGAUAAUACCGAACGUCAUCUACGACAUGUUUCAACAAGACCGAUUCGUCAAAUUCAACGAGAAGUUGACUAUCCUGUUGAAACUUUAGACAAAAUUACCGAACGCAUUCAACAAGAGAUCAAAAGAAGACAAAUGUCUGCACCAGCUAAUGCAUCUCAUUCAUCAGUUGGAACUGAUCGCGCAAGUCGUGAUAGUGGAAGUGCAGGAAAAUACACAAACAGCAAAUACCCUAGCAGCAACAAACUCAACUAA
Molecule: messenger RNA, 378 nt
Organism: Adineta ricciae
Lineage: Eukaryota; Metazoa; Rotifera; Eurotatoria; Adinetida; Adinetidae
Source: the annotation of a GenBank genome assembly